Messenger RNA from Nematostella vectensis (starlet sea anemone), 2777 nucleotides. RefSeq lists its product as uncharacterized. The coding region runs from base 325 to 2757 and encodes 810 amino acids. Gene Ontology annotation, molecular function: cysteine-type endopeptidase activity. The record is from RefSeq and is a predicted model, not a curated record. The transcript has 13 exons. Lineage: Eukaryota; Metazoa; Cnidaria; Anthozoa; Actiniaria; Edwardsiidae. Gene Ontology annotation, biological process: proteolysis.
CGCCUUGACAACAUGCUGUUUGAUGUCCAAUCUCAUAGUUUUUACGCAAAAACUACCGACAAAACAACUGGUGUUCCACUCUCAACUGCAUAGCGCAAUAUUUUGCCUGCCCUUCAUUCGAUAUUCAGUGUUAUAGAUUUUUUGAGCUAUCUUCUCGCCCCUACCACCACUUUCGUCAAUCUACCCAGACUACAUAGCGAGCUAAUCCAAUAUGGCGACCGGAAGAUCGUAUCGCGCUGUUCCUCAGUUUCUUCGAAAAUGACAAUUUCCCACAUACACUUUUGAUUACUUCGUCAAGUUCCGCAGGAUAAAGAUCUAUCAUAAAUGAAUGUUCCUGAAAAUAAAAAGCGUGAAAAUAGCAGGCAAGUAGAGAGAAGAGCAUUGCUAGUGGGUCCAACAUAUGAAGGACUUGAUAAGAAGUUUCAUCUUGAAGGCACUGCUAAUGACGUUAAGCUGAUAACUGAUCUCAUCACUCAUGCACCAUUUUGUUUCCCUCAAGAAAACAUCAAGAUUCUGGUUGGAGGGGAUGCCACAAGAUCAAGUAUUCUGACAAGUCUUGAAAGCCUUUGUCAGGAUGCUGCAGAGGAAAGUGUUGUGCUGUUUUUCUUCUGUGGUCAUGGAUUCUAUCUAAGAGACAUCAAGGAUGAAGGCAUUGUCCCUUCAGAUAUCACAACAAGAAUGUUGAUAAACAAUGCAGUUAAGGAUGUUUGUAUCACUGGGAAGGACUUUGCGUCGUAUCUGGAGCUGUUGGCAUCAAAAGAAGUGUUCACGACGUUGAUGUUUGACUGCUGCUAUUCUGGUCAUGUUUACCGUGAUGCAGAGUACAAAGACAGCAUGUUUACACCACUUAGACCACGCCAAAUUGAGGUAGCCUGUCGUCUCCAAUCUCGCUCAAAUUCAUCUCCAGGGUCACCUUUAGUUGAACCUAGCCUCAAUGCACACUUGGAGAACAAUAACUUUUCAAUGUGGCCUCGUUCAGGCUGGAGACCUUCUCGUGCUGAUAGAUUUGUCCACAUUGCUGCUUGUUCUUCUGCGGAGAAGGCAUAUGAGGGAGUUGAUCACUAUACGGACACAACAUGUGGGCUACUAACCUGUGCUGUCAGAAGAGUGUUUGGCAAGUUGUCACAUCCAGAAAAGGUGUCCUAUAAAGUGUUAUGCAGCCUAAUAAUGCGGGAGUUCAAGGAACUGCAUGUUUCUGUCAAACAGACACCACAGUUUGAAGGAGGCAAUCUUAACACUAGGGUGUUCGAUAGAAUUACAGUUCCAGAUGUCCAUGUCAGUGGUGUCCCUGUGGACCGUGUGUUUCGAAAUGGGUCACGUGAUGAGGUCAUUCUAGAAGCGGGUAUCUUGCAGCUAUUACGUGACGGAGAGUAUGAAGUGUUUGAGCCUACAGUCACCAAGGAAGAGUUGGCAUGCGGUAACAGCACUGAGAAGUGGGUGGCGAGGAUAGACGUGAAUCAGUAUGACAUCUUCGAGACGCAAGCACUCGCGUUAGUCGUAGAAAAAGCAAAAGAUAUACGGCCUGGGUGUUUGGCAUUCCUGCGCGAAGCUAGGAGCGUAAGGCACAAAGUCCGAGUGCAUCAGAGUACCAAUCACGUGAACGACACGUGCGAGUUGCUGACUCAGCUAAAGACUGCUCAAAUGUUCCACGUGGAAUGCAGUUCAACGGAAGAGGAAGAACACUUUACUUCAGCUGCAGAUGAUACGUUUGGUCACAUGGACACGAUAACGUUGAUGAACUUCCAUAAUGCCAUUGGUUUAUCGCAGAAUAAGAUAUUGAAUGACGAUAAUAAAAAAGUCACGAAUAACCAGGAAUCGCAUACUCAAACUACUGUAUAUCGACCUGAAUGCCGACGAGAGAGUGGAUCUCAGACUAGCGACGACAUCAUUCAUGUCUCGCCCGAACAAGUGCACACAAGCAAAGCGUUCUGGGUCGCUCGACGCAGAGGCAAGAUGAUCACUCCGCCAAUAAGCCUGGGGCGAGAGCACGUCGUAGUUGACAACCUGUGUCGGUUGCUAAGAUAUGAGAUGGCCUUAGCGAAUGCUGAUAUCGCUUUUGGUUCCAUGAUAAACGUGACGUUCAAAGUCUCUAGGCUGGAAAGGGUGCAACCAUACCGAGCUGGCCUGGAAAAGAGUCAAAGAAUUCGAGAGGGACUGAGUGCCGGGGAUUUAUAUGAAGGCGGUCCCGUGACUGAGCGGCCUCGGUUCCGUGCGCACCUUGUGACUCAGCGGUCUGACCGUGGGCGCGUCAGGCUAGUCCCAGUGCCCUGCUCAGGUGACGCACUUGUGUUCCAGGUCACCAAUAAUGAAGAUCACGUGAUCCAUGUCUGUGUAUUAAUGUUCCAACUGGAUGGUUCGGUCGUUUCUUUGUACCCAGAUUCUAACGGGAGAACACAAGAGCUGCGGCCCGGGGAUUCGAUAGAAGACAUUCAUCGUCUCUUCAUACCUGAUCACUCCCUGCGCGGGAUCGCCCGUCCAGACCCGCGGGACCCCGAGCCUCGUUACGGUGUCGAUACCGUCGUGCUUUUCGCGACAAGUGAGGAAGCAUCCUAUUUAGCGUUGCUUCAAACGCCAUUGGAAACCGAGCCAGAACUCGUGCCCAGGGCCCUGGAUAAGCAGACACCGUUGCAUCCACUCAGAAAGUUUCGUCUUGCUUUGACCAACCGCUGUAGUCUGGAUGCUCAGUGCGACAGCGGGCCCGCCUGGCAAGUCAUGAAACGAGAGUUCGAGGUCUGGAAACAUCCUCAACAUCAGUAAAGCCUUUCCCAUGCUAGAAA